CACCAUGAGGGGACCAAUCUCCUCUGGUGUUAACCGAUGUGUACUAUUGUAAUUUCACAAUCGCCAAUUCCAUUGCCGAUCAAAAACAGCAAGCAACGAACGCGCGGUUCGUCUCGAUCCCGUCCUCUCAUGGCUGUUGUUGUUGCAGAGACGUCGUUGAUUUUCGAUUUCGAUUUCAAGCUUUUCACGUACUCAUUGGAACGAUCCAAUCUCAAAAGUCUCUGAUUUUGGCAGAGAGUUUUGUUAACUGAGAGGGGAAUUGUAAUUUUCUUUUUGCCGCGAUUUUGGAUUCGAGGUGAAAUAAUUUGACAGCUGAGGAUUUAAGCAUUUAUGUGCUGCAACUCUGCAAGCUUGUCAUGUACCACUGUGUGUAUAUUGUUUAUAAAUAAAACAGUGGACUUAAAGUUAAGGGAAUGUCAGCACCUGGGAAGUUUGAUUAUUCUUCUGGUGGGCCAGAUAGGCCUUUAUACAGGUCCAACUUAGCUGCACAAAUGGAAAGAUCUAGUAGCUUUCGCGAGACGAUGGAACAUCCUGUCUCAUCUUCUCACCCGAGCAUGUUGAGGAGCACUUCACCAAUAGCACAAACCGAUGUUACAAAUUUUUUUCAGUGUUUGCGUUUUGAUCCUAAGGUGGUUGCCGCAGAUCACAAGUCUAUUCGUCAAGGUGACUUUAAGCGUCAUGUGAAUAUCGCUCUUGGGAUUCAAGGAGAUGAAUCUCCAAGCACACCCCUGAAAGGGAAGUUAAUUCCAUCUCCUAUACCAGAAGAGAUCAAGAGGCUAAAGGCUGGUCUGCGCGAAAACAAUGUGAAGGCCAGGGAGCGUUUGAAAAUUUUCAACGAAGCUUCCUCUGUAUUUAACAAGUUUUUUCCUAGUGUACCUACAAAGAAAAGGUCUCGACCAGAAGGGUUUUCUAAUGACCGCUCUGGUGAUCGCUUGGCUUUAGGGCCAGGUUUGGGUAAAAUGGGAAUUCAAGGUCAGACUCUGCCUGGUUGUUUUGAGCUUGACCAGCAAAAGCUGGACGAACGACCUAAAAGUGGUGCAUUAAAUAAGCGGACACGUACUUCCAUGAUGGAUGUUCGAAGUAAUGCUAUUGUUCGACAAUCGGCUGGUGUAGACAGGGAGAAAGACACAAUGAGGCUGGCAAAUCAUAACGCAGUUCAGGGUGAAGAUCGAUCUUUAAUUGGUAUUGAUGGUUGGGAAAAGUCGAAAAUGAAGAAAAAACGAUCUGGCAUCAAAACAGAUGGUCCUUCUAGUUUGGCUUCAAAUAAAGCUGUUGAUGGUUAUAGGGACUUGAAACAGGGCAUACCAAAAUCAGUUGGUGAUCCCCGCUCGAGAUUGAAUGGUGACUCAAACAUGUUAAGGCAUGGGGCAGUGAAUGGUGCUGUUCCUUAUGGGAGAUCGGAUAACCUCUCUCAGCAGACAGGCUUGGCAGCGCGUUCCUUACUCUCCAGGGAUUCCGAUCACAAUUCGUUGUACAAUGAGAAGAGAGAACGAGCUACUGGUUCAGAUAAGGAAAGGGUGAAUCUCAGGGCUGUCAACAAGUCAAAUAUCCAUGAUGAAUCCAAUUCUUCAAGUCCGACUUCAAAUCCAAAAAUAAGUGCUUCAGUUCGUGGUCCAAGAUCGGGAUCAGGGCUGCCGCCGAAACUUUCUCCGGUUGUCCAUAAUACUCCCUCUCCAAGUGAUUGGGAUAUUGUUGGCUGUACAAACAAACCUCCAUUGUUGUCUGGGGUUCCCAAUCGCAAGCGCAUGACAUCAAAUCGGUCUUCAUCACCACCUGUCACUCAAUGGGCCAGUCAACGACCACAAAAGAUAUCCCGUGUUGCAAGGAGAACGAACUUGGUCCCCAUUGUUUCAAGCAAUGAUGACAUUCCGUCAUCAGAUAACAUGUCAGAUGUUGGUUGUAGUGAAACAAGUUUUGGAUUUUAUAGACGCUCGCCUGCAGCUUCUCCACAAAUGAAAUUAAAAGGUGAAAAUAGCUUGUCUACAACAGCUUUAUCAGGAAGUGAAGAAUUCAGCCCCCCUGAGAUCAAAUCUAAAGACAAGGGAAAACAAUCUGAUGAGGUCAAUGGGAAAACUUCUCAGAAUGUUCCUAAAAUCUCUAUCGCUGGUUUACAAUCGAGAAAAAACAAGCUCGUCUCUGGAGAAGAGCUUGGGGAUGGUGUGAGGAGACAAGGAAGGACAGGCCGUGGCUUUACUUCAACAAGAUCUAUCAACCCAAUGGGAGUAAUGAAACAUGGAACAGCAAAACAACUUCGCAGUGCAAGAAAUAGUUCUGACAAGAAUGAAAGCAGGGCAGGUCGUCCACCCACUAGGAAACUCUCUGACCGCAAGGCUUACAAACGUCAGAAAAAUACAGCGACAAAUGCUACAACACUAGAUUUUCUUGAUGAUGGGCAUGAAGAGCUACUAGCUGCUGUUAACUCGGCUAUAAACUUUGCUCAGAAUUUUCCUAGCUCGUUCUGGAAGCAAAUGGAGCGCUACUUUUGCUUUAUAUCUGAUGCACAUAUCAACUUCGUGAAACAGCAGGGAGAACUCUCCUCCAUGGGUAGUACACCUGGUGGGACAUCUUCAGACUUUGAUAGUCAUGAAAUAUUUCCCGAGGAACUUGCAAGUAGGAAAGUGGAUUCUAAAGCUGCGCCACUUUAUCAGAGAUUGCUAUCAGCUCUAAUUUCAGAGGACUCAACCAGUGUGAAUGAAGAUUUACAAUUUGAUGGAUUUGGAGCCGAUGUUGAGUCAGAAUUCAGUGUUUUGAAUCAUAUGGUGGAGUUCAAUGGUUAUAGGAGUGAUAGACUGGAAUUUGAUGAGCUAGAAGAUGAUGUGUCUGUUAUCCCGCUUAAGGGUGUUAAUAGCUCAGCCCACCAUGUCAAUGGAAGAUUUUCAGAUCAUAUAUCCAUCGACUUCUCAGACAUUCAGUAUGAAACUUUGGGGAUAGAUGAGAAGAUUUAUAUGGAAGCUCAAUCUAUUGGAAUUUGCUUGGAACCCAUGCCUAGUAUUUCAAACGUGGAGGAUGAAGGAAUUGUUGAUGACAUCAAAACGUUAGAGGAGGCUAUUUGUGAGGUGGGUUCCAAGAAGAAAGAGAUGUUUACUAGGCUACUAAAGCCUGCCCUAGAAAUGAAAGAACGUCAGGAGAAGGAGUUUGAGUGGCUCGGUUAUGAAAAACUCAUCGAAAUGGCAUAUGAAAAGAGCAAGGCAAGUCGGCGUCAUCACUCUGCAAGUGGAAAGAGUUCGGCUAACAAGAUAUCAAAGCAGGCCGCAUUUGCUUUUGUGAAAAGGACGCUUGAAAGAUGUCGUCAAUUCGAAGAAACAGGCAAAAGUUGCUUUAGUGAGUCCACAUUUAAGAAUAUCAUCAUUGCCGGGUUGACACAAAUUGAAGAUAAUCCCACGGACAAGGAAGACAUUCUAUCAGCUUCAACACCCAUGGGAUCACAACCGAGCUCAUCAUUGGCAAUGCCAAUGACACAGAGCACGGAGAAUCAUGCCAAUUCUUCUGAAAAUGCUUUACGGGAAGGCAAAGAUGAAACGAUGUGGUCAAAUAGAAUGAAGAAGAGAGAAUUGCUGCUUGAUGAUGUGGGUGGGGCUCCACUUUCAAGCAGUACGAAAGGAAAGAGAAGUGAGAGGGACAGAGAUGGAAAAGGACAGGCUUCUUCGUCAAGAGGCGGAGGCACUAACAAGAUCGGUCGGCCUGCGCUUGUAAAUGCCAAGGGUGAACGGAAAUCAAAAACAAAGCCGAGGCAAAAAAUAACUCCGAUGUUUUCUUCUUCUUCUUCUGUCAAUAUCGUGGAGCAAACCAGAACAUCAUUGCCCAAAACAACUAACAGCAACAACAGCGAGUAUAGUAACUUGGAGACACUGGAUGAGUCAGAGCCUCUUGACCUAUCUCACCUGCAGAUACCAGACGGUUUAGGUGGUCCAGAUGAUUUCGAUACACAAGCAGGAGAUCUAAGCUCAUGGUUGAACAUCGAUGACGAUGCAUUACCAGAUACUGAUGAUCUCCUUGGACUUCAAAUACCCAUGGAUGAUCUUUCAGACUUAAACAUGAUGGUAUAAGCUCUUUCUCUCUUUAUUUCUGUAUAGUUCUCGUUUGUUAUACCAUUAGCGAUGAAGAUAGAUAAAGGCAAGUUUUGGUCCCCUGAAAGAAUAACCAGUCACCAGAGUC
Molecule: messenger RNA, 4155 nt
Organism: Arabidopsis arenosa
Lineage: Eukaryota; Viridiplantae; Streptophyta; Magnoliopsida; Brassicales; Brassicaceae
Source: the annotation of a GenBank genome assembly